GCAUGUGCCCUUUGAGCGUAUCUAACUUUGUGCGCAUGCGUUCGUUAAAUAAAAGUAGAGUGAGAUUAGAGCGUGAGUGUUUUAAUGUGAGAUCCUGAGCGGACGGUCAGACCGGACCAUCUUCUCUCCGUUUCUCCGGUUUGUGUUCAGCCAAGAAGAAUCAAACAGGCUCGUUUGUUUCCUCACUCCCUGAUCUGCAGAGCAGGAAGUUGUCAGAGUGGAUGUGCAGAGUUUCCACAGUUUGCGGACAGUGACGGACUGAAGGAAAGACACCACGUAGAGUCCGCAGAGAUGCCCGCCCGGAUGGAUGACGUCAUGCGUUUGUGCUGUGAAGUAUCGGCUCACGAGGAGAUCAAGGUCGCCGUGAAGAACUCCACCAAAGGGGCGAUGGUGGCGGGAGGAUCUGCGUUUGUGGGCGGGCUGCUCGGAGGACCUCCGGGGAUCGCUGUCGGCGGCGCCGUUGGCGGUCUCCUGGGCAGCUGGCUGACCAGCGGGCAGUUCAGACCUCUGCCUCAGAUCCUGAUGGAGCUGCCUCCUCAGCAGAGGCAGCUCUACGAGUCCAUCAUGGCCGUCUUGGGGAACCUGGACUGGACGGACGCGGCCCAGCUCGUCUCGUUCGUGAUGGGGAACUCCACCCUCCAGCAGCAGGUCGCCGCCGCCUUAAUUAGCUACGUCACCAAGGAGCUGAGAGCCGAGGUGCGCUACAAGGACUGAGGGAUGGCUCCACGUGGACUUGACCUUUGAACUUGGACGUCUCACAGCUCACACAGACGAAGUUCUCAGUAAUGUUUGUACAGCACUGAUGUCUUUGUUACUUUGGCUUUUUUAAUCCCUGAAUGGGACCAGCGUGUAAUUUAAUCUAGAUUAGAAAAUCUGCUCAUUCCCACACUCUGCAUCAGGGUGUUUUUAAAGUGCUCCUGCUCUCAGAUUUCAAAUAAAAAAACCUUUCAAGCUUUUCAUUUAAUAUUUGUUCACCAGCUUUGAUGACUGACAGCUCAGUGACGACCUCAGUUGGUUCGCUGUAAAAUGAUUGAACUCCCCCCGAAGGCGGGGGCUGGUACUACAACUCUGAUGUUUUAUCCUGUUUUUACUACAGCGUGUUAUGACAUCAUUGUGACACUGCAGGAUGUUGCGUUGGAAAAAUAAAAACUGUGUUGUACAGCUCUCUA
This is a messenger RNA of Oreochromis niloticus (Nile tilapia), 1169 nucleotides long. RefSeq names its product protein C19orf12 homolog. The record is from RefSeq and is a predicted model, not a curated record. Lineage: Eukaryota; Metazoa; Chordata; Actinopteri; Cichliformes; Cichlidae.